Molecule: messenger RNA, 1689 nt
Organism: Mauremys reevesii (Reeves's turtle)
Lineage: Eukaryota; Metazoa; Chordata; Testudines; Geoemydidae
Gene: C23H1orf216
Product: chromosome 23 C1orf216 homolog
Exons: 2
Coding region: 86-1108 (340 amino acids)
Source: RefSeq, a predicted model, not a curated record
CUGAGCAGCAAGAGCAGCAGCAGGAGCAGCAGCCUGAAAAUCCCCCUUCACUUUCCCAAGGCUCCAUCGCCGGGAGGGUGGAAGGAUGUUUGCAGUGUGCCAGCCAGAUGUCCCCCUGAACGCUCCGUUCCAUGACGGCAAGCGGGACCCGACACUGGGCACGGCCUUCCUCGCUGAACGGGAGCUCAGGCAGGACAAGAAUUUCAACUUUGUGGUGGAAGGGUAUGACAGCAACGAGAACUGGAGCCAGGCGGUGCUUGGGACCCAGAUGGAGGGGGGCUCUGGCCAGAUAGAAAACACAACAAAUCCAGCCGAUAAUCUGGUGUUAUUAGUACAGAGACAGACAGCUCAGGGCAGGCUUAGGGAUGCUCCCCGAGGGCUGAAGUCAGACGAGCUGGGCCUCUCUGAGGAGGAUGUGUGCAGCCCCCCGAAGGGAGCCGAGCUCAGCGGUGCAGAGAAGGAGAAAACGGCUACCGAGGACACGGCCGAAGAGUGUGGGAGAUUGGCUGGCUCCCCCUUAGAGGACAAUGGCUAUGCCAGCAGCUCCCUCAGCAUCGACAGCCCCGACAGCAGCACCGGCAACGCCUGGGAGGCACCCGCUGCUGCCACCAAAGACCCAAGGAACCAGCCACCGCCUCUGGGGCCCGACGCUGAUCCCGAAAACUCCUCCGACUCAGACACUGUCUUCCCGGUGCUGGCCGAGGCCUUCCAGAAGCUCCAGGACAAGAUGAGAUUCAAGGAGCGGGAGAAGGAGAAACACCACAUCCACCUGGUGAUGUAUCGGCGCCUGGCCCUGCUGCGCUGGAUCCGCGGCCUCCAGCAGAAAGUGGUGGACCAGCAGAGCCGGCUCCAGGAGAGCUUCGACACCAUCCUGGACAACCGCAAAGAGCUCCUCCGGUACAUCCAGCAGGGCGUGGUGUGCCCCAAAGCACCGCUCACGCUGGCCUGUGAAAGACGCUCAUCUCCCAUCUGUCACAGUUCAGAUCCCUCCCAACCCCCCCAGCUUACCCAGCUCCAACCAGUUGUUUUGUCUGAGCACAGCAUCCAGGAUUGGGCCCCCCAGAGCUUUGCAGUCAGCUCCCAGGGUCUGCACGGGAGGCUGGCGUGAGAUGCUCUUGCCUUAUGCACCCAGGGAUUUCGUGAAGCAUGAGGACACCAGACCUGACGAACGCCACGUGGUAUUUAUGAGCUGGCACAAUGCAGCUAGACGCACGUUCCCGUCCGUUUCGGCACAUGGCUCUAGCUGAGAGCACAAGUAAAAGGUCCGACAUGUGCCCCAGCUAGCGGCUGAGAAGUCAGGGAACAGGAGGGGUUGGUCCCAUUUGAAAUGAGCCUGAUUAACCCUUUCUCAACUCCACCCCACAUGCCACAUAUCCCUUAGCACAAAUCAUUAACCCUUUGCCAGCUGAUCAGCAGCCAGGAUUCACCAGUGUUCCCAAGACCCCAGUCUCACUAGAGAGCUCACCUGAGACCUGGGGUCACUAGUGAAUCGGCAUAGGCCAGUCAGCAAGCUAGUAUCUGAUUAGUUGGCAAGAUGGUUAUUUCUGGGUGGAAUGUUCCCUCAUAACAAUCCCCCUAAGAAUGGUCUUAUCCCUUAUGUCAAUCUACUGACCUCUCUGUGCAUCCAUCCCACGUCCUUAGCUUUCUCUCUGUCCAUCCCAGCUGAGCUGCCUACUCAGCGGUACAAUG